This is a messenger RNA of Tarenaya hassleriana, 862 nucleotides long. RefSeq names its product agamous-like MADS-box protein AGL97. Gene Ontology annotation, molecular function: protein dimerization activity; RNA polymerase II cis-regulatory region sequence-specific DNA binding; DNA-binding transcription factor activity, RNA polymerase II-specific. The transcript has a single exon. The record is from RefSeq and is a predicted model, not a curated record. NCBI's taxonomy places the organism in Eukaryota, Viridiplantae, Streptophyta, Magnoliopsida, Brassicales, Cleomaceae. Gene Ontology annotation, biological process: positive regulation of transcription by RNA polymerase II. The coding region runs from base 137 to 844 and encodes 235 amino acids.
UCUCACUCUCGCGCGCGAUAUAAGUAUCACCUUCGCUCUCUCUCGCGCGCGAUCUCACCUCGCUCUCUCUCUGUCUCGAUCUCUUUCGCCCUCGACCAAUCUCUCCCUCUUCUUGAAUCCCUUCUUGAAUCCGACAAUGGCAGGGGGAACAAAGAGGAAAAUUGAAAUCGCUAAACGUGAAACAAAAGCCCAAAGAUCAGUCGCUUUUAGCAAACGCCGUCGGGGUUUGUUCCAAAAAGCGGCAGACCUCUGCCGUAUCUCCGGCGCGUCCGUCGCCGUCUUGACUACUCCUCCCUCCGACAAACCCGGCUUCUAUUCCUUCGGCCAUUCUUCGGUCGAUAAUGUUGUCGAAGCUUUUCUCUCUGGUCACCGUCCCACCUCUCCGGCUCCGGAGACCCGCGAUUACUUCGCGGAUACAAAAUUAGGGUUAGAGUUUUUGUCGGAGACCCCCGACGAUCCUGAGGAGCUGCAAUCUUUGAUCGAUAGAGCUCAGGAACUGAGGAAUAAUGUCGCGCUUCUUCUUGAAACCAGAGGACAACAAAGCGCUUCCCGGGAAUGUAAGAAUUAUGCCCUUCCUAUUCUUAAAUCUGAUGUCAAUUGCUCUGGUUUUGUAGGGAGUCACUACCUCGGAAGCGGUCGUGGGUUCUGUCUAGAUGGCGCCGAAUUUCCAUUCUCAGGAACCGACCAAGGAAACACGACUUCAAGAAUCCAAGAAACCGUCAACGAUUUCAACUGUGGGUAUGGUUCGAUCAAGAUCGGUCAUUCCGAUAACGGCGACCAACUACAACAAGGCUCUACAUCACCAACUACAACAAGGCUCUCGAGCAGCUCGAUCAGGCCAUGAACAAGGGCGACGCUUCCA